Molecule: messenger RNA, 1097 nt
Organism: Condylura cristata (star-nosed mole)
Lineage: Eukaryota; Metazoa; Chordata; Mammalia; Eulipotyphla; Talpidae
Gene: MYL4
Product: myosin, light chain 4, alkali; atrial, embryonic
Exons: 10
Coding region: 218-946 (242 amino acids)
Cellular component (GO): myosin II complex
Molecular function (GO): calcium ion binding
Source: RefSeq, a predicted model, not a curated record
ACCGGAAACUACCGAGUCUGACCCGAGUUCUUUCCAGUGGGCGCUUUGGAGUCAGCUGGAGCUGGAGCAAUUCUGGCUCAGGAACCACCGAGAAACUUCCCAGAGCAGCUGUGAGGCUGCCAGUGUCUGCUGCUAUACUUGUCUCUUCACACUUCUUCUGCCUCUUCUGCUCUCUUCCUUCCUGGGCGCUGAUCGAGAUAAGCAAGCGGAGGUGGAGAUGCGAAGUGGCUGCAGAGUGUGCCCUGGAGCUGGGGUCUGCAGCCCUGGCCUGGGGUCUCCGCAGAGGCCCCCUGGUGUGUCUCCCUCACACCUGUCUGGACAGCCAGGACAGAGGUGCCAUGGAGGCCCCACCUCCACUGAAGGUCCCCAAGACAACAUGCCUCCCAAGAAGCCGGAACCUAAGAAGGAAGCCCCCAAGCCUGCCCCAGCCCCUGCCUCGGCUCCUGAGCCCCCCAAGGAAGCUGCCUUUGACCCCAAGAGUGUAAAGAUAGACUUUACGGCUGACCAGAUCGAAGAGUUUAAAGAGGCCUUUUCAUUGUUUGACCGGACCCCAGCGGGGGAGAUGAAGAUCACCUACGGACAAUGUGGGGACGUGCUGCGCGCCCUGGGCCAGAACCCCACCAAUGCCGAGGUGCUGCGUGUCCUGGGCAAGCCCAAGCCUGAAGAGAUGAGCACCAAGACGCUGGACUUCGAGACCUUCCUGCCCAUCCUGCAGCACAUCUCCCGCAACAAGGAGCAGGGCAGCUACGAGGACUUCGUGGAGGGGCUGCGCGUUUUUGACAAGGAGAGUAACGGCACCGUCAUGGGCGCCGAGCUUCGCCAUGUCCUGGCCACCCUGGGAGAGAAGAUGACGGAAGCUGAAGUGGAGCAGCUGCUGGCGGGGCAAGAGGAUGCCAAUGGCUGCAUCAACUAUGAAGCCUUUGUCAAGCACAUCAUGUCUGGGUGAAGCAGGCCCGCCAGGUGUCGGCCCUUACCCUUGGCCCUUGGGGCAAGUGGCCAGAGGCCGGAAAGGCUGAGCUGCAGCUGGAGUCCCAGGCUUGUCGCUGCUGCACCUCGGGGGCCCUCAGCUCACCCUGGAAAUAAAUGGCUGUGGCUCA